AUGGCAGUUCCUGGAGGGACAAAGGAAACGCUCGCUGACAUUCCGCAUCAUGUGUGGAAGGGCUUGCCCGAUAGCAUGAGACUAAGCUGCUCUGCUGUUGAUCAAAGUCGCAUUGGUGAGUUGAAAAUGAGCUGCUUUGGGUUUGUUCUAACAUCACAUCACUUUUCAGUUUUGUAGAUAAGUGAUUACAUUUACAUUUGUCAUUUAGCAGACACUCUUAUCCAGAGCGACUUACAGUUAGUGAGUGCAUACAUCUUCAUACUGGCCCCCCGUUGGAAACGAACCCACAACCCUGGCAUUGCAAGCGCCAUGCUCUACCAACUGAGCUACAUGGGACUAAAGUGAUCAAUGAUCAUUUGUUGGUGGUAAAAUUCCGCUAGCAGUGCAUCUUAUUAUAUGCAGUGAGUGGCUCUGUGGUUUCUGACUGUGGUGUUCGCUGGUGUGGUAUGACAAGUGUAGCUCCUGAUACUUAGGAUCAUAUAGUAACGACCAGUGAUAACAAGGGAGAGGAAGAACUAGAUCUGGCAGUGGUAGCAGAGUGUAUUAUGAAGGCUUUCAACUCAAGAAAAAGAAGCAUCUCCAGCCUGUUCUGGCAUGCCUCAGAGAAUCGGCACACCUUAACACAUUUUUAGAGGCUGAAAGCUUCUCUAUAGUGCAUGGUUAAUUGUGAAUUUUGAAGUGCAUGUUCAAUUCUGUACAACUUUUAAAAAAUCUGCAUUUGUAAGAUGAAUCUGAUUUUUGAUCGCUAUCCACCAAUUGCAGGGAGUUGCCUAGGCAACAUUUAGUAGGCAGUGAGGGUUUGGUUUGAGAUUGCUGACGGAUUUUCCUCCACUCUUUUCCCCAGGUGUCUGGGCCUCGAGGCUCAUCCCUAAAGGCAAGAGGUUCGGCCCAUUUGUAGGAGAGAAGAAAAAGAGGUCCCAAGUGUCCAGCAAUGUUUACAUGUGGGAGGUGAGCAGCAGAGGAUAGAGUGAUAGCCUCAAAGAUCUACAGUAUCUUCACAGACAUCUAGGUUGUACACAUUGCAGGCACAGCACACCCUCUGUAUUAUAUAUGCUGUUAUCCAUUUUCAUAACAUUUUAAAGAUUAUCAUCCAGAUAACCAAUCUGUCCUCUGUAGGUGUAUUUUCCAGCCAGGGGCUGGAUGUGUGUGGAUGCUACAGACCCCAUGAAGGGGAACUGGCUACGGUAUGUAAACUGGGCACGCUCCACUCAAGAACAGAACCUUUUCCCAAUGGAGAUCAACCGAGCCAUUUACUACAAAGUGUUACAGGUAAUUCAGACAUGAAGUCUCACUGGUAAAAUGUUAUUCUCUAAACAUUUGAGUACUAAAGCAGAGUGAUGGUUUGCCAUUUAGGCAUGUGAAUGCAGGAGUACUGGCUAUUUAGCGUUCAAUCUUUUCGGUGUAACAGUUGGGAUAAUGGGACAAUUUGGAGUCCAACGCAUUUCUCAUCCCUGGAUUGAGGUAUAUUUUUCAAGCCAUAUCUCACGCCUGCUCCGCCGUGUCUUAAUCUUCACAGGAAUGCUGUCCGACCCUAGUGCAGAUGUAAGCAAGCGGGUCGGAUCUUCUGGCUAGUUUGGGGGUUAUUCUCAUUGAAGCCAAAUGAGAGAAUUACAACCAAUUUGCUAUGUUUACAAUUGUGGUAAACCCUUUUUAUAAUUCAUGCACAUUUCAAAUGUGUAUUAUGUGGUCUCUGGUAUACUUGGGUAAUAAACGAUUUAUAAAAGGAAUUACAUUUAAAAUGUUAAAAUACAUAGUUAGUUUGCCAUCUUCUACAGCUACCGAAAUGUCAAGACCUAACAUUCCUGUUGACUCUUGACUUGACAGGCACAACAAGAGCCCAAGUCUUUCAUCCUGUCUCUCAGCAAACCGGUCUCUGAUUUGUUCCCCCUCUCCUCUUUCCUUAUAAUAGCCAAUCGGGCCCGGGGAAGAGUUGCUGGUGUGGUACAAUUGGGAAGACAACCCUGAGAUAACAGCUGCAUUAGAGGAAGAAAGAGCCAGCAGUCUGAGCAAGAAAAAUUCACCCAGGGCAAAGCGAGGUAAGGCGUACAACCCUAAAAUUCAAAUGUAUAUCUUACAUUUUGCAGGACAUAUUUACCAAACUCUUCGAUACGAUAGCUGGCAGUGGGUGGCAGAAGUCGAAGGAAAUGGUAUUUACGCCCAUUCGAAGUUGAAUUAUUGAUAGCAUGCUAGCUAGCUAGCUUAGAUAACAGUACAGCGAGGUGUAACUAACUAGAUGCAGUCAUUUUCCCUUCCAAACAUUCUAUCUCAAAAAGGUAGUUUUAUGUUACUGUUAAUUUUUAUAAAGGAGGGUGAUUGCAGCUAAAUUGGUAGCUAUUAUGUAACAACACAGACAGCACGCCACUGUCAACAUUGGCUUGUCGGAUAAAUAAGUUAGCUAGCUAACGUUAACUCGGUGACUGGCUCGUCGUGACGUUUUCCAGGAUGUGACCUUUCCAGACUUGCAAUUUAUUUGCGAGCCACGUUAUUUGAUCCGUUGAUUACAUUUGCUACUUACCUAUAUUUACGAGAUAUCCAAUUAGCUAGUUCUGUUACAGGACUUGCAGGUUUGGGAUUUCAUAGUCUGAUCGGGUUGUUUCACUGCUGUCAAUUCAGCUCAGGUAGCUAGCUAGCUUACGAGCUAACAGGCUAGGUCAAGCACGGACGUGCCAGACAACCCGUUCAGGGAAGAUGGCAAGCGCUGGCUUUUGUGUUCAGCAAAUAACUGAUCAAAACAGGUGCCGUUGUGAUAAAGGGAGGGUAGGUUACUCGAGGUAUCGAUGUAUGUGUCAUACAUGUGUUGUAAACCCUUAGCUACAUCUAGUUAGCUACCCACAGCUACCAACUACCUGGAUACGUUUAUCAAUUUUGUCUGGAAUAUGCCUGCCCUGAAAAGAAACACCCUUUUUUCCCCCGAAGUAACAAACACGAUUUAGCUGAACGGUAUAGGUUUCUUAUAUAUUUGAUAUUUUGUUCAUGUUUCCCAGGUAAGUGUGUGCUCCAUUUUAAUUUGGCCUAGGGACGGUAGCUACUAGCUAGCUAGUCAGCCAAAGUCAAUGCAAAGUUGAGGUAAUGUUGUGCUGCAGACUAGGCCCUGGAUGCAUGCAGUUGCACAAGCUCUGUAGUCCCACCCUUCCUUUCUCAACAAUACAAAAUCUUCAGAACGAGUUGCAUUUUGCAUAAUUAUUUUUUGAAUUAGCUGCUAGAAUGAAAUCAAUAGAAUUUGAAUUAUUUCUCCAUGAAAUUGACCAAGUGUUUUUCUUUCAAUAUGAAUGAACAUUUAACGAUGUUGGUUAAAAACUGUAUGUCUAUAUGAUUUAAGUUUGUGGUGUAGGCCUAUAUAUGCAACCCCGGUCUGUUUUGAAUUUGCACUGAUUUAUUGACUUAAUAGUCACGUUCACGCCAAUGCCCAGGGCUAAGAGAGUUUUUAGCCUGGGGCAAGGCUGAAACCACACAGCGAGACUACGCCAAUUUGCGUGCGAGAGUUGAGCGUAAAUUCACGUAGUUUAUGCCAACUUAAUUGUCAUGAGAAUCCAUAAAACGGUUAUAUUUAUGUUUGCUAUGUAGCCCUUGUGAAUUAUUGUGUUCAUUUUGACUCAAUUUAUAUGUUAUACGGGAGCCACCGUACCUGCCUCCUGUUAUGUUGGCUCACGAAUAUGAGGAGAGUUGUAGCUAAUACACCCUCGCAGUUAAAGAAUUUAGCUAGUCUCGUUAUUUCUAUAUAACAAUAUUAUCUCUUGAACUGAGUUCGAGUUUCCCAGCCGUAGCCUGCCUAGGCUAUAUGCCUGUGCUUGAAAUCAACAACGGUAGGCAUAAAGUUAUUGCUUUUAAAUAUGUAUUAUUGGCACAGGCAGCUAAACUUCAACACUAAAUAUACACUUUCUAACUAUACAUGUCACAAUUCCAGACGUAACAACGCACAAACAGUAUUUUCUGGCAAUAUAUCUGCUCACUUUACCAGCAUUGCUUCACGUAGACGCAAAAAAAUAUAUACUUGCUUUCUAAUUUGAAGUGCAUGACGGCAUUGACGCUCGCGGACCGUCUGUUUUCUGCCAUUCAAUACCGUGCAUUCUAAUUCCAGCGUUUUCAUGCGCAUAAAAAAACACAUUUCGUUUGAUUUGGGCUUAAGCGGGUUUUCACACUUGCACAUUUGGAAGUGGGCUAGCUGGCCCUGCUCCGGAGCAGGGUUGGCACCGACUUUUCAGGGCUAGCCAAUCAGUGUUCCAUUGUCUCCUAAUUUGAAUAUUCUACUCCAGAAAAGUGACAGUUGGUUUCAGGCAACUCUGCUUGUGUGAACACAGGCUUAGCCAGGGACAAAGGAUAGCCCGGGGCUAAGAACAUUGCCGUGUGAGUACUCGGUGAGUUGUGUUAGAAGUCUCAACAUUCAGAAUUGUCUAAUGUUGAGAGAGCCUACUUGUCAUUUAUCUGCAAUCCCUCUUCGAUAAAAUCAUAUACAUAUCUGCAUCAAAUUUACAAUAAUAAGUGGGGACUAUCUAUACACAGAUUGAGCAGAAUGCCUUUGACCAUGUUGGUCAGGUGACUGAGCUGCAACAUGUGUUUUUGUGGCAUGAAUCAGGCUUUGUAGGCCAGGCCAGAUGACCUUGUUGUCAAAGCAACUCCAGUGAUGAUUGGGUGCUAGCCCAGCCUCUUGAGGCUGGCUGAGAUCAAAACUCAAAAUGGUCUCCUGCCUAGGCACAUAACCACUACAUUGAUCAGCCAUUCCAAAAAUAUCCAUAUCUCUUCACAUGGCAGUUUGUUCAUUAUGUAGCCUAGUGUUUAGUAUGACUUGUAAAAUUCUGCAUGAAGGCAUCAAGGCUGUGAAAAGUGAUUUUGGCCAGAAGUUGUAUUUGACUAAAUUGGAAGUUAGCCUGACUACUAAACCUGCAGCUGUUUAGAUGAAGAAAAAGAUAACAUUCGUAUGGUAAUAUCGAAAGACAAUUGAUGACAUAAGCACACGUGGUACUUGGCCUACAUUGUUUAAGAUCCUGUUCAGCAGUCAUACAGUAUAUCGCUUUGCUUUCUGUUAGACAAAUAUCAUAUUAUGAGUUUGUAAUUCCAUGUAGUUUAAGUGCCAACCAAUACACAGCACAGUUGUGGGUUGAGGUGUGAAAGUGAAUUAGUACACUUCCCCCACUAGAUGUUCACUCAUCUGAAAAUCUGUUUUCCUUUUACUUAUGUAGAAGUAGUCCAAUGUCAACAUUUUAAAGAAACUAAAUUCCACAUCUUACCAGUAUUGCUUUGGUGUGAAAUGGUUUAUUUGAGUUUGGCUAAUGUUUGUUGGUUGAUGUGUGUUUAGCCAGAAGAAAACUGUUGAAGAGAGCCAGACAGGCUAGUUUGGGUGGAUUCCGUGGGCCCAAGCAAACAGGCGGAACCAAACCUAUUGUCACAGAGAUGUGGGAUACAGAGGAAGGUAAGUUGCCCCAUUUAUAAUGGAUAUUUGGGAAGUCUGUUCGGGUGUAGCUAGUUAUGUUAUUAAUGUAUUUCAACAAUUUCGGCUAGGUUUUCCCAGAAUAUUUUGUUACUUUGAAAUUAAAUGUAACUUUUUAUACUCUGUUGCUCUGCUGUUUUAGGUCCAAAUGAGGAGGACGAGAGACCCUCCCAAUCUCCAGGGCCUUCACAUGUGACUCGGGAGAGUUCCCCCAUGGGGAGUAACGGCCUCUCUCAAGCCCAGUUCAUCUCAGCAGCAAUGAGAGAGGAAGAUGAGGAGGAGGGUGAUGAAGAGGAAGACCCAAGGGAUCUGCAGCCGUUGCUGACACCGCAGAGUGCUCAGUCUGCUACUGAAGCUGAGUUGGAGGAGAGGAGUGAGCAGCCUGAUCUGCCACUAAGCCAUAGCAGCCCAGGUGAGGUGGGGCCUGGGAACCUUCAGACUGCCUCAUCCCUACCAAGGCCUGAACCAGAGGCUGACCCAUACCUCGACCCUGACCUUGAAGGUGACGGAGAGGAGUCCCAUCCCUGCCAGCACUGCGAGCGCCAUUUCUCCACCAAACAGGGCCUGGAGCGCCACACACACAUCCAUGCCACUGCAAACCAGCAAACACACACAUUCAAAUGCCGCUACUGUGGCAAGUCCUUUGGCUCGCAGGUGGGACGGCGGCGGCACGAGCGUAGGCAUGAGAACGGGCCAAAGAACAAAGGUCAAAGGUCUGGCUCACUGGCUGGGACUGCUACUUUACUCAGUCCUCUGGGGCAGGCUGACUGUUCCAGCCCAGACUGUGGCACUGUCUCUGGCCACUAUGUUGUCAUGGGGUCCCCAGUCCCUGGAGGACUUAUGCAAACCCCUCAGGUUGUGAGGAAGGACCCUGCGGCUGAGAGUGACCGGCCCUUUAUCGUGGAUGAGAAUGGUGAGACAAAAGAGCUUCAUCCUUGCAAGUACUGUAAUAAGGCUUUUGGCACUCACACCAACAUGCGCAGACACCAGCGCAGAAUUCACGAGCGCCACUUGCUGCCCAAGGGUGUGCGCAGGAAAGGCAUGCUGCUGCAGGAGAGCCCAUCUCAACAGCAGCAGCAGCGUCUGCCUGAACAGUCUCCCAGUGCCAGCCCACCCCCUGUCUAUGUGCCCAGUGCAGACACUGAGGAUGAGGGGGACCGAGAGGAGUACAUGGUCGACAUAUCCAAUAACAUCUCAGAGAAUCUCAGCCUGUACAUCGACGGCAAGAUCCUGUCCACUAGUUCAGUCAGCGGCUGUGAAGUGAUCGAAGUGGACUCCAGUUCUGCAGCACUGUUUGGUCUCGAUGCAGUGGUCAUCAGCCCCAAUCAGAUCAGUCAGACUUUCAAAGUGGACACCAGGACCUGUGCUGUAAAGCAGGUCUCCAACCUCGGCCAGCCCAUGACGAAAAGGAGAACGUCGACACCCCCGCUCAUGCCCAGUCUUAAAAUGGAGUCUGAAACUGGGUCCUCCUCUGCCUCCUCUUCCUCCUCCACAUCUUCCUCAUCCGCCUUGUUGGUGGAAAGUCUCUUCCCUCAGUCCUCAGACUCAUUAGCAUUUCAAAAGGAGAAAACAAUCUAUCUGUCUCCUAAACUCAAACAGCUCCUCCAGACCCAGACAGACGGUCAGAAACCCACCAUCGCCCUUUUAGCAGACAGCCACAGAUUAGCUCCCCCUCUCUCCGUUGCGUCCCUGCCUGCAGCCUUAGGCAGGUUUAAGAGAAGAACGGCUUCCCCUCCCUCAUCUCCACAGCUCAGCCCUGCGCUGAAAGCAGACUGCUGUAAGAGCGAGGCGGGGGUCUCGUCGUACACCCUCAAGGUGCCAAAUCUGGAGAGCCUGGGCAUGUCCCCUGUCUGGAGUCUGUCCAGCAAGGAGGAGAGGGACACCGUGAGUCCCAGCGGGAAGGACGGGUGCAGCUGGUCUGCCUCUCGGAGCGGAGGGAACUCAUGUAAUCAGCAGCCCUUGGACCUUUCCAGCGGCAUCAGUAAAUUGAGUGACGGCUUCAACAAGAUGCCCGGGGAGGAAGUGCUGGAUUUAAGCAUGAGUCGGAAGAGUACAGCGGAGCCAGAGUCCAAGGGAAGUCCAGCUCCGACACAGCCCCCCACCAAGAAGAAGAAGCCCAACACCAGCAUGCUAGAGAAGGUGUUGAUGAACGAGUACGCUGGCUUAAACCCAGCAGGAGAGGAGGACUCUUGUGCCCUGGGAAGCCCAGAUUCUCAGUAUACUGCAGGCAGUGGUACAGGCACCGCUUCUCACAGUCCCUCUUCCAAUAUGCCCUUUGAAUCAGCCGAUCCCUCUCCCCCCUCUCUAACCCCCGUCACUAUGAAUCCCUCCUCCCCCUGCGUCUCCAGCCUGACCUCUCCAACGCCACCUCCCCCUGUCCUACCCUCCAUGCCCUCACCAGACUGCCCCACUUCUAGCUUUCUCCCUGUCCUCUCCCCUAAAAUGUCCCCCAGAUCCAUUGACCAUGGUGAGGACGAGCCAGUUUGCUUAUCGAACUCUACCACAGCAGAGACAAUGUUAGCUGCAGUAAGUUAUGGAGAUGAGAAACAUGUCACUAAGCCAAUAGACCCCACCCACAAUACAGAUCCCGUUAUUGGGGAAGCUAUAUCAACCCCCUCUACAGAGUCCCCCUCAUUAUCUGAUGCUGUCCCUGUGAGUCUGUCCUCAGCACAAUCUAAACCUGGUAGGAGUGAGAACCACAGUUCGGUAGAUGUCCAAAUUAACCAAGACCUGGAACCGAUUAUUACUGAGGGACAGGAGAAAUCCCAAUGCUCUGAACUCCCUGUUUUAUCAUCCGUAACAGAAUCCUCCCUCUCUGCCUCAUUGACCUCUCCUGUUGGCAUAUCAGAUAGCCCAGCUCCGUCAGUGGUCUCCCCAGCGUCACUCUCUAGCACUGUGAUUAAAGAGGAGCCCCAGCACAUGGAUCAGCUGGCUGACUUAGGCCUUCCUCCUGGUGGCACAGGGUCUUCACCUCAAUCUGCUGCUGCUGAAAAGCCCUCUGAGGAAGAGGAGGUGGAGGAGAGGGUGGAGGAGGAGGGAUUGGAGCCAGACCCCUUCAGUAAGAGCUUUGUGUGUAACGUGUGUGAGGAUCCCUUCCGCUCCAUCAAAGAGCUCAGUCGGCACAUCCUGGAGCAUGCUGCUGAGUGGCCCUACAGGUGUGAGUUCUGUGUGCAGCUGUUUGGGAACGCCCCGGCCUUGCUGGAGCACCGCACGGCCCUCCACGGCGUGGGACGCAUCUUUGUCUGCUCCGUCUGCUCCAAGGAGUUUGCCUUCCUCUGCAACCUCCAGCAGCACCACAAGGACCUGCAUCCCAGCCAGCCGUGCACACACACAGCGGUGGAGAGCGGCAAGCUGAGGCCACAGAACUACACAGACCCAGCCAGGGCCAAAGAGGAGAGUAACCCCUCCUCAACCACAGCACCUGAGUCCUCUGCUGAAGCUGCCUCCUUUCAGGGGGUCUCUGAUGUGAAGAAAGAUGAAAAGCCUGAUAUUAACGGGAAGCAUGAGGAAGCUGGACUAGAGGACCAGACUGAAGAGCUCUACACUACUAUAAAGAUCAUGGCCUCUGAGGGAGGCAAGCCUAAAGGCCCAGAUGUACGCCUGGGCAUUAAUCAACACUACCCCAGUUUCAAGCCACCCCCCUUCCCAUACCACAACCGCACGGCUGCAGACUCUAUGGCCUCGGCCACCAACUUCACUACCCACAACAUCCCACAGACAUUCAGCACUGCCAUCCGCUGCACCAAGUGUGGCAAGAGCUUUGAUAACAUGCCCGAGCUGCACAAGCACAUACUAGCCUGUGCCAACGCCAGUGAUAAGAGGCGGUACACUCCCAAGAAGAACCCCAUCCCUCUUAGACAGAUAGUGAAGCCCCAGAACGGAGCUCUGUCACCUGCAUCUGCUGCCAACACAGGGCAGAAUGCCUUCCGCAGAAUGGGCCAACCCAAGAGGCUCAACUUCAACCAAGAGCCACCUGGCAAAACCAAGAUGAGUUCCCUCAGUAAGAAGAAGAACCAGCUGGUCCAGAAGGCCAUCACUCAGAGGAAUAAGACUGCUGCUACUGCUAAGAAGGCCCCAAGCCAGGUUAAAGAGGAGGAGCCGCAGGAGCAGGUCCAUGUAUGCCCGCACUGCAGCCGGGAGUUCACUUACCCUGCCAGCCUCAGUAAACAUAUAGCAGUCAGCUGUCCCAUGAAACCUAUCUCUAAAAAGGCCAAAAAGGGAGCAGCAGCAGCAGAGGCAACACCAGCUGUAGACAAAAACAUGAGCCUUCGAAGGAGAACCACAGACUCUGAGAUCCAGCAGCCAGAGCUGGCUGAGCCGGUGCCCAAAACCCUGGGCAAAACACGCGCUCGCACCUCUGGACCCGGCUCUGCGGAGGCUGAGGCCCCACCACCGCCAGGUAAAGGAAAGACGGCUGCCACGCAGGUGCGUACCAAAAGGCCAGCCUCUUUCCCAGCUGCCACAGUUUCUCUCAGCAUGAAAAGGAAAAAAGGAAAAGUUCAAUCGUUACCCCCCACCCCGUUGCCCUCCGAGACUCCCAGUGACUCUGCACCACUGCAGGCAACCCAGACAAAGCAACGCAUGGGCAAGGAAAUGCCGCCCAAGAAGGUAGCGGAGGUGAAAGUGCCCCCACAGAAGCAGUCUCAGGUGCCGCCAAAGAAAGAAGGGGAACGGUUCUCUCUGAGAGCGAGGGAGCGAGCUGGUGGGCCGGUGACCCGGAGCCUACAGAUGGCCAACACUGCAGCUCCCGUGGAGGUGAAAACAGAGGACCUCUCCAGCCAGGGGCCUAAAGAGACCCAGGUAAUGUUACUUUCAAACAGGGUCCAGUCUCAGCCUAUGUUUAUGCCAAGUUGCUACUCAUUUUUAAAUAAUCCUUUACACAAUAUUCUGACUUACAAAAAUACUUUCCACACGACGUGGUACAAGAUGUUUAUAUUAAUCAGGUUCUCUGUUGCACUUCAAAUUAGAGAAGACAUAUCACUGUAGUUGAUACUUGUUGAUAUCUUUAUGUGUUGUCUUGUGUCUUCCAGGAGUCCUUGCUGAAAUGA
Messenger RNA from Coregonus sp. 'balchen', 10473 nucleotides. The record is from the annotation of a GenBank genome assembly. Lineage: Eukaryota; Metazoa; Chordata; Actinopteri; Salmoniformes; Salmonidae.